Molecule: messenger RNA, 621 nt
Organism: Phycomyces blakesleeanus NRRL 1555(-)
Lineage: Eukaryota; Fungi; Mucoromycota; Mucoromycetes; Mucorales; Phycomycetaceae
Exons: 1
Coding region: 1-621 (206 amino acids)
Source: RefSeq, a predicted model, not a curated record
AUGUACUAUUCUGGUGAUGCUAGCAUUGCAUGUUGUUUUUGUAAUGAAGAAAGGUACGAAGGCAUUCUCCCAAGGAAAACAACCUAUCAAUUGUCAAUUGGCAGACAGUUAGCCGAUUUCCUUGCAAACAGUGCCAAUGUUUCUAAAACUGUGGAGUACAAAAAAACUCUUAUUGAGGAUUUCUUGUCAGUUAAAGAGCCAAUAUAUAAAAAUGUUUUCAAUAGAAGCAUUUUUGGUGGAGUCAGAGGAAUGAAAGAGCUCAGCCUUGCCCUGCAUAUUAAUGGGUUUAACCCAUUCAAAAGAGGUGGAAUAUCUAUGAUAAUCAUUAUGGCCACAAUCGUAGAUCUUCCACCAACAGAAAGAUAUAAGCAAGAAAACAUAUUCAUUUUUUCGAUUAUUCCUGGACCAAAGAAGCCAAAAAAUUUAUUCAGUUCUCUAUACCCAGUGCUUCAAGACUUUUUUGUUUUGGAGAGUCAAGGUUUACAAAUGAACUUUGAAGAUGGCUUGACUUCUUUGUACAAAGCCAGUCUUGCUUUUGUGGUUGGAGACACUUUGGAAUUUCUGAGCUGUGCAUGUAUUCUGGACACUCUUCAUACUACAGCUGCAGAGUGUUGUAAAUGA